AUCAGCAAUUUUUUUCUAAGCAGUAAAGUGAACAGUGAAGAAAAAAGAAGAUUAAAAUAAAAAUUCUGAAAAGAUUUGAGUCAUCUUAUAAUUAUUAUCAUUACAGGAGAUAGUCAUGGAUGAGAGUAGCACGUUUGUCAAUUCAACUAAUCCAAAUUUAGAGAAUUCAGUGUUUCAUCUAUUGGAUUCACUAAACGAUAAAGAUGAACAAGUUAAAGUGAUGGCUGAAGCAUCGUUGAUUAAAAUAUCUGAUAAGAAGCCCGAUGAGGUCAUUCUGUUUGUUUGUGAUUAUAAAAAGAAGAAUCCAAAACUUCCCGAUCCGAUUAUUGCUGUCAUUUUAAGAGUCAUCGAACACAUCACUCUGGCUAAAAUAAGACUGCUUGAAAAUGAAACAAUCAUAAGUUGUAUCAAGUAUACAAUUUCGGAGCUUAUCAGACAUAACGAGCCAACUCCAUUGAUUCAAAAACCAUGUAAAGAAAUUCUUACUUUAAUCGGCGCUCUACAUUGCAAGCUUGUUAUGGACGAAUUAGUAGCUCUGAUUCAGCCUCAUCAAAUCGGACAUUUCAUGGUGCUUGAAACAUUGGGACAACUUGCUCGAUCAAAUCUUGAAGAAUCUGUCGCGUAUAUCAAACCAAUUCUUGGAACUGCAAUUCCAAUGCUUACACUCAUCAAACAAGAUUAUCAAAAGCAAUCAUAUGCGAAUGCUUUUCAACAGUUUUGCGAUGCGAUUAUUGAAUAUCAAUCGACAGUCGAGAGAGGUUCAUCGGAUUCUGUUUUAUCAAAUGAACCUGAUUUGGUGGAGACAGCAUCAACAUGUGAGACUGUGAGUUUGAACGACAGUUCGGAGAACAUCGAAAGCGAUGUGAAGAUAAGUAAUGGUGAUCGUGAUAAAAUAACGAAGGCUCAGUUGGAUAUUUCUGCUGAAAUUGGAAUAACCUAUGAUGUGAUGAUGCAACAAUGGCUCAACACGAGAGAUUCAAAGCUUUGCUCUGAAUUUCUUAAUGUUCUCUCUUACAUGUAUCCACUUCUUCCGACUGUAAAAAUCCUCGACAACACCAACAAAAUCAUUCACACUUUACUUAUGAUGUAUAAACGUUCACUCGAUCGAGCAUCGAUCAGCAUCUUUCUUUCAAGCGUCAUUCAAACAACGCAGAAGAUGGAUCCAAAGCUUCUCGAUUCCCAAGCAAAUUCAAUUAUUGCAACUCUCUUUGAUUUGAUUUGUACAAAUCCUGAUUUUGAAAAGCCAGUCGCUGUGCGAUCACAUAAUGAAGUUCUUCGUUGCUACGAUUUACUUGCAACUAAUUAUGGUGAGAAAGUCAUGGAGAUUAUAAGUACAAGAUUUAAAUCAAAUGAUGAUCGAGAAAAAGUCAAAGCUUUAAUGUUGUUAACUCAUUUAACAAAUACCAAAGAUGAAGUUGUUAAAACUCGUUUAAGUGAAUUUCUUUUAAUCUUACGACAAAUGGCAUUGAAUGAGAGACAAUUUAAGAUGAAAGGAAUAAUUCUUCGAGCGAUUGUUGCUUUCGCACAAAAAGGUUUCAUCAUGCAUAGAAUUUUCAUAAAAUUUAUUGUUCAUCAUUGUUGUCACAUGACGAAAGUUCAACCAGAUCAAGGGACAAGUGAAGAAGCAAAUGAAUUUGUUCGUGCUUGUAAUAAUACUUUGAUAAUUCUAUCACGAACUUCGGAUCCAUCGAUGGAUAAUCUUUUAAAAACGGAACUUCUUCAAAUGUACUUGCAAUAUGAGUACACAGAUGCAUGCACGACACUUGCUAAAUGCCUUGCAAGUUUAUUUCAAAAGAAUCCUGAAAUGAACGUCGAUGAUCAUGACAAUAAUGAUAAUGAAGAUGAGAAUUUGAAAGCUCUUGAUGACACAUCAUCAGUUGGUGUUGUUAAUCUUCCUUCAGCUGAAUCAAUUUUUGUCAGAUCUCUCGUGCUUUUAGCAACAUUCGACAACAGAGAAAGACUUCAAUCAGUUCUUAAAUUUCUUUAUUUCUUCUGUCCAAACUUGCAUGGCAAACAUCUCCAAAUGCUGUGGAAUGAGAAGAUUGAUGGUCUUGUUGAGCUUGUGAAGAUUGGAGAUGACGAUAAAUUCUACAAAGAUUUGAAUAUCUUCAUUAAAGCGACAAUCAAAGAUAUCGACGAUGUAAAGUUCAGUGAAUCUCUUGUGAAUAAAAUGAGCGAUCAAUUUGUACUUUAUCAUCCGCCACCAUUAAACGCAACAUCAUCAAUUGUCACACAACAUCACAAUCAACUCAACACGGAAUUGAUAGUGUCGAAUUUAAGGAGUGAGCGUGGAAUGUUAAUGAAACUUCUUGGAUUUUGUUUAUGUUAUGUCACCGACCCACCGUCAAUUGAUACAAAAAUUGAUUUGAUUAUAAGUCAAGUGAAAGGUGAAAAGUUGGAGAAGCAAGUGACGUAUCAAGAACUUGAGGAAAAGUUCUUCGAUCCUGCCAAAGCACUUGGCUACGUGUCACGUGUUCAUUAUGAUUUGUUAAUGAAGAAGUUCGAUGUGAUUAUCAACGAAGACAUGAUGAAGAAGUCUGGCUCAAUUUUUUCAAGUUUCAACUUCACAAAAGAUUCACAGAAAGAGUCGGAAAAGUAUAAAAUGCGAAUUCUUGUGAUUUUCGCAUCGAAUUUCAUUGUUGAAAACACGCCACAAGCGAAUAUUGUGAAGAACUUUGAGAGUCAAAAUAACAAAGUCAUCGAAUACAUUAAUCGUCAGUUGAUGGACAUGCGUGAAUGCCAAAUAAAGAAAAUCAUUCUCUGCACUUUACUUCGAGUUACAGAAUAUUAUUUGGAGCAAGAAAAACAAGAGAAUGAAGAGAAAUCAAAGUUUAUGUACAUUCACGACUUGUUGGAUUUAAUUUUGAAAAUUCCGAUUGAGAACGUGAUGGGAUCGAGUGGUGCUAAUGGAAAUUCAGGAAAUUACGGAUUUUACGAUUAUCUUCCACUUUAUCCAACGAUUUUAAAGUUGGCAACAAAUCUCAUUCGAUUGUCGCCGUUUGAAGAUGGAAUGGACUUGGAUGGAACGAAUUUGUUGAACAUCACUUCACAUCAUUUCUUCACAGCUGCUCUCAACUUGAAUGCUGAUGACGAGAAGCAACAAAGUUAUCUUGCACCACACAUCAACAGUUCCAUCCCCGAAUUAAAUUGCUUUAUAAGAAUUUUACUUGAAAGAAAUCCGUCACCAGCUGGUCUUGAUGACGUCGUCAGCAUUCUCGAGAAGUGGAUGAAAGAGAAGAAUUCGCAAGUGAGAAUUUGUGCUUCAUUAAUCAUGGAAGCGACGCUCGAUUCAUACAUCAAAACCAUGAAAAUUGGUUGCGAAGCACCAUCGAAGUUCCAUCAAACGGGAUCGAUGUUGGGCAAAGUCAUUCCCAGAUGUAUUGACUCAAGUGGACGUGUGAGAGAAAUUUGUGUGAAUAUUUUAAAGAAAAUUCUCGAAUUGGCUUGCAUUUAUGAGACACUCACAAUUCCUGACUACACCAUGUCAUGGAUGGUGGAUUUGAAGAAGAUCAAAGAUGAAAUCACAGUCGAUGAUAAUGAAGAAAUUAUAAAAAUGACGAAAGAAAUUUCCACCAUCGUUGCACUUCGUUUAACAAAUCAACAAUAUGUGACAUUCUCAAAGACGUUGCUUUACAACAUGAAUGAUAAAGACUUCAAUGCUUCAGCUGGUGCUGCCCUUGUUUUGAAUUAUUUCAUUCAACUUAAAGGUUCUGAGAUGUUCCAUGCAAUUCCUGAUCUUGUCAAAGAUUCGUUUCAUGCUUUGAAAGUUUGUGAGAAUCCAAAUACAAAAAUGAAUUUGUUUCUAUCGCUUGUGUCACUUACGAAACACCAUCCGAAGCUUGUCUGUGCUGAGAUGCUGAUGCAAUCACUUCCAUUUGAUGAGAAUGUCAGUGAAUAUUGGCGCUCAUUGACAGCUGACAGUGACUUGACUGGAAUCAUUGUUGAUAACUUUCUCGAGACAAUUUACGAAGUUGCGCCUUAUGAUCCAUCACAAAGUGAAUCUGAAAAGACACAAAAAGUAUUGACACAUCAACCAUUUGCUGUUCUUUGUGCCUUAAAGGAAAUUAUCUUCAGUAAAGAUGGAUCGUCUGUGGGUGAGUUUAAGAAGAGAUUCUCACCUUUGUUCAGCAUGUUGUUGACAACUUUAGCGACCUACACAAACACAAUCCCAUCAAUGUUUCCUCCAGUUCAAGUCGAUGUCGAAAAAAUUAAAGUCCCAUCAUCAGCGAGUAAGAACAACAAAGGAACUCGCUUCAGUUUCAUUCCAAAUCGUGAUGUUGUUAAAGUGAAUCCGGCACUUGUAGUCAUUGACACUUUCGUGAAGUUGUUGGAUAAUCUGGGAAUGGAACAGAUGAAGAAUACUUUGCAAUUGUUCCCGCAACUAGUAUCGAGUGCUGACUUAAAUAACUUCUCCGAGUUCCUGCCAGCAUUGGCGGUUGCAACUGGAAACUCAUUCAGCAUGAAUUCUUCGACAAUGAAGGAAAUUAUUCAAGGCAUGAGUAAAUAUAUGUCAUCACCUUGCGAUGCACAUCGAAUUGCAACAAUUGGAUUUUAUUCGCAAGUCGUUCCUUUGAAGCCAUGCGGAGAAAUCUCGUCAGUUGUCAUGCUUCAUUUGACUGCUGCACUUUCAGAUCCAAACUCGCUUGUUCGUGGUUUUUGUAUUCGUGGGUUGGGAUUUGUUGGUGCAUUGACACAACAUGAUAUUGAGAAGUAUUCGGAACUAGCAUUAGCAGCACUUUUGAAAGGAAUCGACGACUAUAACGCAAAUUGUCUGAUUAACAUUCCUUUGGAAUCCCUUCGAGGAUUAAGUCGUGUUAUUGAGCCAAUCAAGAGAGAGAAGUUGGAAUUAUUUGAAGUAUCUUUGACGAUUCGAAUUCGUCCUUUCUUUGAAAAUCAAUCGAUUGAGAUACGUGAAGCAGCAAUUCUUCUAUUCGGUGAUUUAUGUCAUCAAACGAGACUGAAAAAUCAAUCAAAAGAAGUUUCUGAAGCUUUAAAUGAACAACUUUUGACGAAUCUUUUUCCUUUCUUACUUCAUCUUGGUGAAUAUGAAUCAAUUAUAAGCAGAGCAUGCAGAAUUACAUUGCGACACAUGAGCGAACUUUUGGAAGCCAAUGAACUUAACAAGAGGGUCCAGUAUGAAUUAGAAGAUUUUCAUCAACUUAAUUAUGACUCAUUCAUUCAUGACUUCACUCGUAUUGCUUGCAUUGAAAUUCCUGAUAAAAUUCCAAACUUCAUUGAGUCAUGUUUGCCUUAUUUGCGCAGUCAUUGGAACGAAAUUCGUUCACAUGCUUGUACAAUUCUUGGACUUCUUCAUUAUUUUGGAGGAAGCUUAAUUGAGGAUGAAAAAUAUCGAGUUGAAUUGGAAACAACAAGUAGCGAAAAAGUUUCAGCAUGUUUGAAAGAUGAACAGAUAAUCGUAAGAAUUAAAGCAGCUGAGUCAUUGGGAUAUUUAUUCAGCGAACCUUAGAAAGGCUAUUGAUAUUUAAAAAAUUAUAUUCUUAAAUAAAAAUGUUAUCUUUUUAAAUAAAUUUAACGAACUUUCUAAA
Molecule: messenger RNA, 5546 nt
Organism: Clunio marinus
Lineage: Eukaryota; Metazoa; Arthropoda; Insecta; Diptera; Chironomidae
Source: the annotation of a GenBank genome assembly